Molecule: messenger RNA, 2571 nt
Organism: Epinephelus moara (kelp grouper)
Lineage: Eukaryota; Metazoa; Chordata; Actinopteri; Perciformes; Serranidae
Gene: piwil1
Product: piwi-like RNA-mediated gene silencing 1
Exons: 20
Coding region: 1-2571 (856 amino acids)
Biological process (GO): regulatory ncRNA-mediated gene silencing
Cellular component (GO): P granule
Molecular function (GO): protein binding; piRNA binding
Source: RefSeq, a predicted model, not a curated record
AUGACUGGCCGGGCACGAGCUAGAUCAAGAGGCAGAGCACGUGGUCAAGAGACCGCUGCACCUGGAGCGGUAAGAGCAGUUCGAGAGCCUGCACCAGUGGCACCUCCACCUACUGAGUCAGAGUUGGUUGGAAGAGGGAGGCAGAAAGUUGCUCCCAGACCCUUUCCAGCAGAAGCUGAACUACAGAUUUCAGCUGGAUUUCAGCAGGUGAAGCUGGGAGAAAGAGGUGGACGCCGCCGAGAUUUUCACGAUGCAGGGAUUAACACCAGGCAGGCUAUGGAGCAUGUUAAAGAAUCAAAGUCUGGAACAUCUGGUUCUGCCAUUCAGUUGAGGGCAAACUACUUCCGCAUCCUGUCCCGCCCUCAGUGGGUGCUGUAUCAAUACCAUGUGGACUUCAAACCACCAAUGGAGGCUCGUCGCCUGAGAUCUGCUCUCCUCUUUCAGCAUGAGGAAACACUUGGCUCAGCCUGGAGUUUUGAUGGGGCUGUGCUUUUUUUGCCUCACAGGUUGCACGGCAAGGAGACUGUCCUCCACAGCGAGACCAGGCAUGGAGAAAAGGUUCAGAUAACCGUCACCCUUACAAAUGAACUGCCACCCACAUCACCAGCGUGCCUUCAGUUUUACAACAUCAUAUUCAGAAGGAUCUUGAGAAUUCUCAACAUGCAGCAGAUUGGACGCAACUACUACAACCCCAAGGAUCCACUCAACAUCCCACAGCACAAACUGACCAUCUGGCCAGGUUAUACCACCACAAUUUUGCAGUACGAGUCAGCCAUUAUGCUGUGUACUGACGUGAGCCACAAGGUCCUGCGUAGUGAGACAGUCCUUGACUUCAUGGCCAGCCUGAGACCAAAGGUUGGAGAGCAUCGCUUCCCUGAGAUCUGCACCAAGGAGCUUGUUGGACUGAUUGUCCUCACCAAGUACAACAACAAAACCUACAGGGUUGACGAUAUCGCAUGGGAUCACACUCCCAAGAACACAUUCACCAGGGGAGACAAAGACAUUUCCUUCAGGGACUACUACAAGACUCAAUAUAGCCUGGAUAUCAGUGAUGUGAACCAGCCACUGCUGAUCAGCCACGUGAAGAAGGUGGGUCCUGUUGGAGGUCCUCCUCCUGGCCCAGCCAUGCUCAUCCCAGAGCUGUGCUACCUUACAGGCUUGACUGACAAGAUGCGAGCUGACUACAACAUCAUGAAGGACUUGAGCAGCCACACCAGAUUGAGCCCAGAGCAGAGGGAGGGACGCCUCACCAGAUUUGUCACCAACAUACAGAAGGAUAGUGACGCACAGGCAGAGUUGGAUAAGUGGGGACUCAACUUUGAUAAGCAGCUCCUAAGUCUGACAGGCAGAGUCCUCCCAGCUGAGAGGAUUUUCCAGGGACCAAAAUCGUAUGAGUACGACCCCUGGGCAGCUGAUUGGGCCAAGGAGAUGCGUGGAGUGCCAGUGAUCAGCUCUCCUCAGCUGAACAGCUGGCUCAUCUUUUACACCCAUCGUAAUGCCAAUGAAGCCCAGUCCCUCCUGCAGACCCUCAGCAAAGUCUGUGGUCCACUCGGUAUCCGCAUUCAAAGAGCGGUCAUGAUCCAGUAUGAGGACCAUCAGGAGUCUCUCCUCAGAGCCCUGCAGCAAAAUGUUGGAAAACAAACACAGAUGGUGGUGGUAGUCCUCCCCAGUAACCGGAAGGACAAGUACGACACCGUCAAGAAGUUCCUUUGUGUGGAAUGCCCCACUCCCAGCCAGUGUGUGGUUUCCCGUACCCUCAGCCGACCUCAGGCUCUAAUGACUGUGGCUACCAAGAUCGCUCUGCAGAUGGCCUGCAAGAUGGGAGGAGAGCUGUGGAGUGUGGAAGUCCCUCUCAAACAGCUAAUGAUUGUGGGCAUUGACUGCUACCACGACACUCUUGCUGGGAAGAGGUCCAUUGGAGCUCUAGUGGCCAGCCUCAACCAGACCAUGAGCAGGUGGUUCUCAAUGUGUGUGCUGCAGCACAGAGGCCAGGAAAUAAUGGAUGGACUGAAGAAAGCCCUAAGUGCUGCACUGAAAGAAUAUCUGAAGUUCAACAGCUGCCUGCCAUCACGCAUCAUUGUGUACCGAGAUGGAGUGGGAGACGGCCAGCUGCACAGCGUGGUCAACUAUGAGGUUUCACAGAUCAUGGACUCAAUCAAGUCCAUGGGGCAAGACUACAUGCCCAAGCUGAGUGUGGUGGUGGUGAAGAAACGCAUCAUCUCCAGGUUCUUCGCCCUCAACCAUGGCAAGGUGACCAACCCUCCCCCAGGCACCGUCGUUGACACUGAUGUCACUCGCCCAGAGUGGUAUGACUUCUACAUCGUGAGCCAGGCUGUCCGCAGUGGAAGCCUUUCCCCGACCCACUAUAACGUUGUGUACGACACCAGCGGACUGAAGCCUGAUCACAUGCAGCGGCUCACCUACAAGCUGUGCCACAUGUACUACAACUGGCAGGGGAUCAUCCGAGUGCCCGCUCCCUGCCAGUACGCCCACAAGUUGGCUUUCCUUGUGGGUCAGAGCAUCCACAGGGAGCCCAAUAUUCAACUGAACAACCUGCUCUUCUACCUGUAA